This is a messenger RNA of Oikopleura dioica, 1644 nucleotides long. NCBI's taxonomy places the organism in Eukaryota, Metazoa, Chordata, Appendicularia, Copelata, Oikopleuridae. The record is from the annotation of a GenBank genome assembly.
AUGUCGGAUGAGUACUCAGACGAUAGUUUAGACGAAUAUGGGAGAAAUGACUUUUACCGAUACACGAAUGCUCCAGGGACAGAGAGUCCUAAUCAGAGCCCGAUUCCUCCUGAUAACGAAUCUCCGCGGCAUCUUCCUCGCCAAUCUUACUUGGACAAUAUAAAUUUCGAAGAGCUGAACACGCUCGAAAGACCGAUGCCAAUGAAAGCUUCUGAAAACAGUCCAAGACCUUCUGGAGCACCCAGAGAGCAGCAAGAGCCGUUCGUAGAAACAUACUUUCGAAACUACGAAAAUGCAGCGUUCAACACUAAAGAGUCUGAUGUGACGCGAGAAGAGCCACCGCGCAAAUCAAUCCUGAAGCAGGACAGUUAUUACACAGAACAUGAAUUGGGAGCAUCGCAAAACGAAGAAUACUAUGCCGAGAAGCAAAAGCAAUACGAAAGAGAGUAUGCGAUUCUGCUUGAAAAGGAAAAAUUUCAAGCAGCGAGUAUGGAGACGCACAAGACUGUCCGAAAGAACAACAAGUCUCUCCCACCUAAGCCAGAAAUUGAGAAGCCAAAGAGUUCGCCUCCGAAACGACCGAAGGCUCAAAACUCACCGAUAAAACGAAGCAAAUCGCUGAAUAAACCAAGAUCUUAUGCGGAGCAGUUUUCAAACUCGCCAAAAAAGGAAGAGAGACACAGUUUUACACACAGUCAUACCCAGGCUGUAGAUCCGUUUUCCAUAUUUAAGCCUGUGCGGAAAACCCGUUUAGGGUAUCCAAAGCCAUCACCGAAACAUCACGAAGAAGAAUAUAUUCCGCAAUUCCAUCAGACAAGUAAAUACGUGAAUACAUCCCGAGAAGAUCUGGGAAAACUGCACAGGCCGAGCCAUCAUUCGAUGAAAAAACUCGUCGAGAGCUUCUCUAGGACGUCCUUUGACGAUAGCUUCGGGCCUGACUACAAUUCACAGGAAAACUCCUUCAACUACUUCCAGGAAUCGAAUAACUCAUACAGCGGGCAUCCCAGCAUCCCAGAAGGACAGGAUUCGUAUCGCCCACCUGAAAAGCAUAUAAGCCAGGCGGCGUUGAGGACGAUCAAUAGGCCGACGAUGCAGACUCAAGAUCCACCAAAGUCAAAAUCGCUGGAUAGCUACUUGGAAAUACAAAACGCGGCGAACAAGUCACCAGUCUACAAGAAAUACUCGGUCAAGGACUACAAAAACUUACAGCAACAACAGGGAAUCUACAGAUCUCGCGGACUUGGGCCCGAGAAGGCUCCUACUCAAGACACUCUCAGAUAUGAGAGGAGAAAGAACUUUGCCGAAGCUGUUCGAUACAUGAAUAAAGGGAAGAUCAAGCCGCAAGUUGAAGAAAAAAUUGACAUUAAGAGACUAGAGCUGGAGCGCAAACGGGAAAUACGUAAAAAACAGCUAGAGUAUGCUAAAUCAAUACCUCCGCCACCCAAGCCUUCAAAAAACCGACCUAAGAAGGCUGAAUACGCUCUUCCAGGCAGCAACGGUGGACGACAGCCACCCCCUACGUCAACGACUGACAUGCAUGGCGCCAGCAAUGCUGAAGAUUCUACUCUUGAUGCGCUGCUUUCCAGACAUAAGAACGAACAAGCGCGUGUCACUCGUUUACGAGCUCUUGUCAACAUUAAUUAA